Molecule: messenger RNA, 2031 nt
Organism: Capronia coronata CBS 617.96
Lineage: Eukaryota; Fungi; Ascomycota; Eurotiomycetes; Chaetothyriales; Herpotrichiellaceae
Exons: 1
Coding region: 1-2031 (676 amino acids)
Molecular function (GO): oxidoreductase activity, acting on paired donors, with incorporation or reduction of molecular oxygen; monooxygenase activity; heme binding
Source: RefSeq, a predicted model, not a curated record
AUGCCGUCGUUGCUGGCGCUGGCCGUCGGUGCCUUUGUGAUCUACUAUGUCGUCAACACCUAUCUCUGUUUCCGGCGGAACCUGCUUCGUGCCCAACAGUCGGGGAUCGCUUACGUGAAGGCGCCCGUCUACUACAUCAAUCGAAUAUGGCUGAUCACUCAUCGACUGUGGCUGCCCUUGCUGGCGAAGCUGCCGCCCAGCUGGACAGCAUGGGUCGACUUCUGCAUCCCGGACUUCGGCCACCGGCUCAGCAUCGAGGUCUUCCAGCGCGUCGGCGCCGAUACCUUCCUGGUCGUGUCGCCGGGCGGCAUCAUGAUGCACACGGCCGAGCCGGCGGUCAUUUCGCAAAUCACCACCCGGCGGAACGACUUCCCCAAGCCCACGGCCAUCUAUCGCUCCCUGGACAUCUAUGGGAAGAACGUGGUCUCUUCGGAAGGCCAAAUGUGGCGCCAACAUCGCAAGGCCACUAGUCCGCCGUUCACGGAGAAGAACAACCACCUCGUCUGGGCCGAGAGUAUCGAUCAGGCAUCCGCCAUGCUGGGUUCAUGGGUCGGGCCGGAUGGGAAGGGCGACAGGACUGUCGACCGGGUCAUGGACGAUACCAUGCGGCUCAGCUUGUAUGUCAUCAGCAGAGCGGGCUUUGGCAGAAAGCUCGAGUGGCCAUCGUCCGAAGCAAAGGCGGAUGUUGAUGCCGACUAUGUCGACGCAUCCAAGAUCAAGAAUCAGGAGAUCGAUCGUGACGCGGGCCAUUCGAUGAGUUAUACUUAUGCCAUUCAUUGUCUGCUGGAUAAUAUCCUGCUUCAAUUUCUGAUUCCACGCUGGCUCAUGGAGAAGAUUCCUUCGAAGACGGUGAAGAAGGCCAACGAGGCCUAUUUCGAAUGGGGCAACUACAUGAAAGAAGCCGUUGCGUCCAAAAAGAAGAGUCUCGAGGCGGGAGCCGAAGACAAAGAUCAAUUAGACCUACUGGGUCAACUGGUCAAAGGACAGGUUAACUCCGGGAAGAGCAAGGACACGCCUCUGACGGAUUCCGAGAUCCUGGGGAAUAUGUUCGUCUUGAUCCUCGCUGGCCACGAAACGGCUGCCAACUCGAUACACUUUUCGUUGGUGUACCUGGCGCUCUACCCCCAGAGCCAAAGAGCACUGCAGAAAGACCUGGAUCGCAUUUUCCACGGCAGGCCUCCUUCGGAAUGGGACUAUGACCGCGAUCUCCCGGCCUUGUUUGGCGGUAUGGUGGGUGCUGUACUGGCGGAGGAACUGCGGCUGGUGCCACCGGUGAUUGGAAUACCCAAGUCGACCUUUGGAGUGCCUGACCAACCGAUCACGGUCGACGGCAAGCCCUGUACCGUACCCAGCGCCACGUACAUCAGCCUCUGUUCAUCAAGCGUCCAGCGAAACCCGAGAUGCUGGCCGGCCGGCAAACCGACAUUACCGGGUGGCAAGCCCGUCCAUCCUGUUUCAAACGUGGACAAUGAUCUCGAGGAGUUCCGCCCCGAACGCUGGCUCCUAGGCGAAGAGGGCGAACUGCAGACAGCGGUGACGGGAACGAAGGAAGAAAUGCCCACGGAGACCGUCACCACUGACGACCUUGCAAUCAACGAGGCCGCCGACACCUCGGACCGAAUGUACCGUCCUCCUAGGGGCGCGUACGUGCCCUUCAGCGACGGGUACCGCGCUUGCCUGGGGAGGAGGUUCGCCCAGGUCGAAGUCCUGGCCACCCUGGCCGUCAUUUUGCAGACCUAUUCGGUCGAAUUGGCCGUGGACCAAUGGGCUUCAGAUGAGGAAGUAAUCGCAAUGGACGAGGAUGCCCGAGUGGAAGUGUGGCAAAAAGCUGCGGAGCAUGCCCGGGAUUUGAUGCUCAACGGUCUCGGCGUCAUCAUCUCGCUGCAGAUGAGAAAUGGUCAUGUCAGUAUGAGAUUCGUGCCGCGAGGGCAAGAGAAGUUCCCGGAUGAUGUGGAUGAGAAAUGGAAGGAGAAGCGUCCUGAUUUGUGUCGGGGGAUGAAACCCGUUGCUGACUGGAGAUUCUGGGGAUGA